CCUGGAAACAAUGUCGUCAAUCUGUACGAAGUACACCCCAAAUUAUGACGAACUUGGUCAGCUAGCAGCGAGUCUUUUUACGUACCGUUUCCAGUUUUUUCCACUUUAUUCGCGUCUCGCAACUCAGCACUGCUCACAUAUGGGAUGAUUUGUUCUCUUUUUUAAAACACAUAUACUCUUUGUUUCGAUGAUUAACUUCCAUUGUCUUGACGCGGCGGCAGGCUUGCUCGCGUCUCUCUUUAGUGUUAAAGAGAGCUCUGUUGUUCUCUACAAUCGUUAGGUCUUGUUGAUAUCACCCUGCUUUUCUGCAUAGCACCAUAACCUUGGAACUUGGAGUAUGUUUUCAGCUCUACCGUCGUUGUUUCCGCGCUCGAUAUACCGAGCUCUGACGGCGGCUUCUGUUUUCUCUUUACUCCUGCUUUAUCUUUAUGUGCGAAAGCCGGUUUUUGUAAGCGACUCAGAAUACUUAAAAGAAGCUCGACCUUUGUGCGACAAGCUUAAGGGGAUUGACGACCUCUUUGUGAUUUUCAGAACUGGAGCUUCCGAAGUCCCUAAGAAGCUUCCUGUACACUUUUCGACUACUUUGCGAUGCGUUCCCAAUUACGGCAUUUAUUCCGACUACGAAGAGGAAAUUGAGGGGCACCAUGUCUAUAAUGCUUUAGAUGAAGUCAACCCCGAUAUUAUAGCCAACAACCCCGAUUUCGAGUAUUACCGGCGUCUGCAAGAAGGGGGUAGGAAGGCCUUCAGUGCCGAAGAAUUGGAGCAAUGGGCGACCGCCAAAAAUACAGAUGCCGGACGUGAUACGCCUGGUUGGAAAUUGGAUAAAUGGAAGUUCCUACCGCUGGCUGAGAAGGCCCUGCGGCAGCGACCCGAUGCUAAGUGGUAUAUCUUCAUAGAGGGAGAUACCUACGUACUCUGGCAAACUCUGUUAGAGUGGCUAUCACAUUUCGAUGCCUCCAAGCCGCAUUAUCUUGGAAUGCAGAUGCAGAUUGGCGACAUAGUCUUUGCUUAUGGCGGUGGCGGCAUUAUUGUCUCCAAUCCGGCAUUACAGAGGGUUGUGGCGCACCGUAGCGAGAAUCUACAGGCCUACGACGAUUUCACCGCAUCUCAUUGGGCGGGCGACUGUGUCUUAGGCAAGGCGCUAGCGGAUUCUGGCACGAAGUUAUUAUGGUCUUUCCCAACUGUUGUUGGCGAUCGACCCGCCGAUAUUGACUUCAACUCGACGUUUGGUGGAAAUGAGAAUAGGCCAUGGUGCUAUUAUGCCUCGAGCUAUCAUCACUUUUCGCCUGCUGAAAUUCCGCGAUUUGCUCGGUUUGAGUACAUCUGGAAUAAGAAGAACUCUCAUCGCCUACGUCACCGAGACGUGUUUCGCUACUACGUUCUCCCUCGUUUAUCAACGGAACACGACAAUUGGGAUAACUUAUCCGAGGUCGACCAAAGUGACGUCAGUUCUUUCGAGGACUGUCGUAGCCAUUGCGAAAGCCAGGCUGAUUGCAUGCAAUUUUCAUUUUCGGGUGACUCUUGCAAGACAUCUACGUCUCUGAGGCUAGGGCGUCAGACUUCUGGAGACGCUACCGAACGAACGAAAUCGGGAUGGGUAGUCGAUCGAAUUAAGAAGUACGUUGAGCGCAUGGACGCAACCUGCGGCCAUGAGGAUUGGGCUUUGCCUUGAAGACAUUGGCUUAGUAUUGUCUAAGUCCGUAUAGUCUUGGGGUCAGUGUCGGUAACUUCAGACGUGAUGCAGAAUAUUGCGAUCCUAGAAGUGCCGCUCCGUCCAACCGGGCCGUGUUCUCGGCUGUAACAUGGCUAG
This is a messenger RNA of Annulohypoxylon maeteangense, 1810 nucleotides long. RefSeq names its product glycosyltransferase family 31 protein. Gene Ontology annotation, molecular function: glycosyltransferase activity. The record is from RefSeq and is a predicted model, not a curated record. NCBI's taxonomy places the organism in Eukaryota, Fungi, Ascomycota, Sordariomycetes, Xylariales, Hypoxylaceae. Gene Ontology annotation, cellular component: membrane. The transcript has 2 exons. The coding region runs from base 338 to 1672 and encodes 444 amino acids.